AUGCAGCGGCUGGAGCGGCCGGGUAUGCACAGAGCGGCCACCUCGACAGGGGCGCAGAAUGCAGCUCCCUUCUUCUCGACCAACAUCUGGGGCAGUGGCAGCUCUUCCAACCACAACACCACAUCCACAUCCACCCUCAGCCCGCCCAGCAGCAGAUCACGGCCCGGAACGAGUGCAGGCGAUCGAGAAGGCAGCCAGCCCAACACCCUGAGAAAAGAGCGCAGCCACAGUCGGAGGCCAUCCUUCGGCCGCAAGGUCUCCUCCCCGUCGCCGGGCAGAAACAAGCGCAGCGCGAGCUCGUCGACCACCAAUGGGGGCGGAGGUCCGACAGUCGUGACCGACGCCGCGAUACUCCCCGCCCUGCCCGACUUUGCGCUCCUCACCGCCGCCAAGAUAGCCAGGGACCACGAGAUCGUCCAGUCGCCCGGGUCUGUCGACUCCUACAGCAAGAUGUUGACCGGCCGCUCGGCCCCCACGCCUACCAAUGGCUACUUUACCACGACGACGACGACGACCUCACCACCGGUCACACAGUCCGGCAUGUCGAUACCGCCGCCAGAAUCACCCUCGCUCUACCAGCACAUACAGGAUGUCGCGAACAAGCGCAUAUCGACAUUGGACUACCUGCGCAAAGCGCACGAAGGCCGAGUCUACUGGUUCAACACCCUCCUCUUCGACAAGCCCGACCUCGCGCGCAUGCCCUACUUCGAAAGCCGCAAGCUGGCGCGGCGCGCGACAAACUACCUCCUCCUCGGCCUCUCCCUCCCGGCUGUCAUUGACCUCAACUCCUCGACCCCCCUCGAGUUCCUGCGCUCGCUCAACACGCUCCUCGCCGAGUUCGACUCGUACCAGCAGAUCCACACCGAGAACGGCGUGAACUCGUCGUCGCUGUCACGCGCCCGCCUCCCGCAGAUGUUCCGCCGCGGCGCCGGCGGCAAGGGCCGCCGCCAGUCGGGCGCCGCGGGCAUGGACUUCGACGGCUCGCUAGGAAUAGCAGCGGCGGCGGCGGGCGACGGGUCGGCGGUCAACUCGGCGCCCGCCGGCGUCAUCAGCUUCGGGCUGGGCGGCGAGGGCAACGACCUGCUGCCGGGCGAGGAGUACACGCACCUGCUGACGCCGAACCUACCCUUCGACCCGGACUUCUUCGAGACCUUCGCCACGCUGUGCGACGUGCUGAUCGACUGCUACUCGCGCCUGAUGAGCCUGCUGCCGUCGCCGCGUGAUUGCAGUCCUGUCGUCGCCGAGCUGUUCACCAAGGCCGACGCCCGCGUCCGCAAGAUCAUCAUCCAGGGCGUCGUUAAGGAGUUUGAGGACUCGAGCCGCGCUGGGCUGAAGCAGGAGGUUGCUAGCGUGGGCAAGGUCGUGCUCGGCGGGCUGAUGUAA
Molecule: messenger RNA, 1383 nt
Organism: Anthostomella pinea
Lineage: Eukaryota; Fungi; Ascomycota; Sordariomycetes; Xylariales; Xylariaceae
Source: the annotation of a GenBank genome assembly